GGAAGAUUAGGAGGAAGAAGCCCCAGCCGCCCUCUCUCUCAGCUCUCCCGCGGCCGCCAGCGCCGUCCCCCGGCGAGGCGCGGGGAGCCUCGGCCAUGUGUGAGGAAGGAGCCGCCAAGCUGCGCCUGAAGCCCCGGACGGCGCCGCCCGCCCGUGGCCCGGAGCGCAGCCCCGGCCCCGAGCCCCCGCCGCGGCCCCGGCCAUCGACUGACAGAUGUUCCUGGUUUGAAAAGGAAGAAUUAAACGAGUAUGAGAAAACAUGGCUUUUGCUACUGAAAGACAUCAAUCAAGAUUCACACUGCACAAACUGGGACACAGUGCCCAGCUUUCCAGAGUUCGUGGAAAAGAAACAACAGGAAAAGAGUCCAGAACACCAGGAAGUCUUUACAGUGGGAAUAAAAGACUUUAAGUGGGUACCAUUCCCAUCUUUUCACAAAGAAGAAUGUCUGAACCCCAAGGAUCUGAACUCCCAGCAGCCAACACAGAGCCAGAGCAAUGAAUUGCAUAAAGGACAAGGCCAAGCAGAUAAACUGAAAAGUUUCUCCACCAGUACAGAUCAAGCCAAAACUGUAUCUGGAGCAGACACAAAAGGUGUUUCAGAGCUGGAUGUGAGUCCUAAAUCAUGUAAAGACCCUGGGCACAGCAGGUCAGCACACCCCUCAGCCUUGCUACAAAGCCCUGCAGAGGCUUUGAACCCUCAGCAGCACCACACAGAGACUGCACAGAACAGCAGGGCAGACAGGAGGGAAAAGGGUGAGGAAAAGCCUCAAAUCCAAACACAUCAGGGGGAUCUUCCAGCAGGGGAGACCACGGGGGUGCCUGUGGAAAAGCCUCAGCUUGGGAGUGCUCCUGGAGCUGAGAGCCAUGAGGAGAAGAUGGAACAGCAGAGUGACACAGCUUCAGCUCUUGAUAGUUGUCCAAUGUGUCUGAUGCAGUUUAGUGGAAGGCUCUCCCAGCUGGACAUCGAUGGCCACCUUGCCAGGUGCUUGUCUGAAAGUGCAGAUGAUGUCAUGUGGUAAAUCCAGAAGAGUGGAGAGCAAAGGGACAAGGCCAAGGAUGAAGCUUCCUCAAAGGGAAAGGAAAAAAAUGUGUCAAGGAAGCACAUCCUUGUCUCUGAUUUAAACCAGUAACUCAAUAGAAGGAGAAGUGCCACCUGCCUAUUUGUUUGUUUGUUUUAAAGCCUCUCAACUGCACAUUAAGUAGUUCUAGUUCUGAAAAUGGUGCUCUGGGAUGUCCCUGAGACCCUCAGGGAAACCAGGCUGGGUGCUCCUGGAAAUCCCUGGGGCUUUGUCUGAUGCACCACAGUUCUGAAUUUCUCAGGACAGAAGAAAACAGCUGAGCAAAAGACAGCUGUUACUUACUCUAAUCCAAAAGUUGGUUUUCUUUGUUUGUUUUUUCUAAACAGAUAAUCUGUGAAAAUAAACUCAAUUAAAAUGUGA
Messenger RNA from Oenanthe melanoleuca, 1439 nucleotides. RefSeq names its product FA core complex associated protein 20 (gene FAAP20). NCBI's taxonomy places the organism in Eukaryota, Metazoa, Chordata, Aves, Passeriformes, Muscicapidae. Gene Ontology annotation, molecular function: ubiquitin binding. The transcript has 4 exons. The record is from RefSeq and is a predicted model, not a curated record. The coding region runs from base 96 to 1019 and encodes 307 amino acids.